CGUCGUUUCAUUGACAUAAAAUUUCCAUUUCCCGGUCCCAAACCCUAAAACAUCUGAACAGAGCACAUCCCGCUCAAAAUCAAGCAAAAGAAGCCUCCAAUGGAGGCCGAACAAAAUGACGAAAAAGCCCUCGAACACCUUCCUUCAGAAGCUCCCCAGCAACCUCUGUCAAAGAACGCCCAGAAGAAGCUGCUAAAGCAGCAGAAGUACGAGGCGAAGAAGGCGGAGAAGAAAGCGCAGGCGAAGGAGCAGAAGAAGAAGGAUGCGGAGCGGAAGCGGAAGGAAUGGGAAGAGACGCUGGCGAGCGUCCCGGAGGAGGAGCGCUCGAAGCUGAUCGAGUCGAGGAAGAGCCUGAGGAAGGAGAGAAUGGAGAAGAGGUCGGAGGAGAGAGAGAAGAAGAUCGAGAGGCUCACGAAUGCCAAACAUUCUGGACAGAACAUCAUCAUCGACCUCGAUUUCUCUCACCUCAUGACUCCAUCCGAGAUCAACAGCCUCGUUCAGCAGAUAAUGUAUUCUUAUGCAAUGAAUGGAAGAUGUGCAAACCCGGGGCAUCUUUGGUUGACCGGAUGCGCCGGGGAGAUGGGAAGCCAAUUGCAAAGGCUUCCCGGAUUCGACAAGUGGAUAAUCGAGAAGGAAAAUCGAUCUUACAUCGAAGCUUUGCAAGACCAGAAGGAAAAUCUGGUGUAUCUCACAGCUGAUUCAGAAACCGUGCUUGAUGAACUUGAUCCGAAGAAACUGUACAUAAUCGGCGGAUUGGUGGAUCGAAAUCGGUGGAAAGGGAUAACCAUGAAGAAAGCGCAAGAGCAGGGCAUCCAAACUGCAAAGCUCCCAAUUGGGAGCUACUUGAAGAUGUCUAGUUCCCAGGUCCUUACUGUAAAUCAAGCAAUUGAGAUACUUCUCAAGUUCUUGGAAACCAAGGAUUGGAAGACGUCUUUUUUCCAAGUGAUUCCUCAAAGGAAAAGAUGCGAAGCUGACACACAGGAACACCAUGAAGCAGAGGGGGAAGAAAACCAAGAGAGUGAUGAUCAAACCGAUACUAAAAGGCAGUGUAUUGAAGCCCCUUCACUUGGUUAAAGGAUACUAAUCAAGGAUUUUGUCAUAACUUCAGAUGCGACCAAUUAAAUUUGUUAUUUUCAACGCUCAAAUUGAAUUCUUAAGCCGCUGUCUUUCAAUUAAAUUUGGUAGUCUUGUUUUUGGUGUGCACUGGAGCGUAACACUGGCUGGUGCUGAAAGAUAAAUACUUUGCUCUUUUAUUUGACAAAAAUACUCUUAUCCCAUUUCCUAGUGCGUUGGAACAACAAACGCCAAGUGUAAACG
This is a messenger RNA of Morus notabilis, 1317 nucleotides long. Its product is annotated as tRNA (guanine(9)-N1)-methyltransferase. Gene Ontology annotation, cellular component: nucleus. Gene Ontology annotation, biological process: tRNA N1-guanine methylation. NCBI's taxonomy places the organism in Eukaryota, Viridiplantae, Streptophyta, Magnoliopsida, Rosales, Moraceae. Gene Ontology annotation, molecular function: tRNA binding. The transcript has 3 exons. Bases 100 to 1074 code for a protein of 324 amino acids. The record is from RefSeq and is a predicted model, not a curated record.